AUGUCUUUGCCAAAUAACAGACGCGCACGCCUAUAUAAUAAGAUAGGUUUUAGUGGCAAGUCGUUCAACUGGGACGGUUUACCGCCAAAAAUCCACCUAAAUAUCUUUGAUUUCCUGCUCUCUGGGGAUCGAUAUAGCCACGAUAAGCAUCCUAAAUCCACCUACGCCGCCGUCUGCCUCAGCUGGCGCGAAUUUUUUGAGCUGCAGAACUUCGCUCAGCUGAAAGUCAACCAGUGGGAUCUAGAACUUUUUGAGCAGAUCGUCACUGCUAAGAGAAAACAAUUACUUCGUACACUCUGGUUUUGCAUGGAACUUCGCCCAUACGAUUGCCGUUCAUGUCGCGUCAAGGAGACCAACGACGAGGUCACGAUGAAUAGUGUAUUAUUUACAGGCUCUCUAUUCCGCUUCUACGACGUUAUGUCCAAGUGGGGACUUGCAGACGGAAAUCAGGCUUAUAGAAUAGACCUAACCGUAAUGCUGAGUGCUUGGUCCCCAAGCGACCGGAAACAUUACUUCCGAGAUCACCGCUUCGAGAACGACAGUCUAAGAAUCUACCGUCCGACUCGUCUAAAUCGUAACGAUAUAACCCAUGGGUGGAAGAGAGGAUAUCGUAUCCCUCCGAAAAUGGAUGUUUGUCUACGACUAGUCGGAAAGCUGCUUAGUUUCGAACUAGAGCUCAUACACAAGGACUGGGAGGGCUCGUUUCCAAAGCUGGACUUCGUUAUAGGUCUCAGCUUCCCGAAGCUGAAGGUUUUCCAAUAUGAGCCCUGGCGUGCUAUCUCUAUGGAGCUUGAACAGUACCAGCGACAUAUGUUCAAUCAUUUCUUGGACUUCUUACCGCCAACCCUAGAAAGAUUUUCGGUAUUUGAGGACUUUAGCGAAGACAUUCAUGCGUGGUCGCAAGAGCUAAGAAACUUCGGAGUUGUACGAUCCCUGCUAAGUAUAAGUCGUAACUUUAUCGAGCUCGACGUGUCGUUCAUCAUCGAUGCUGAGCAGUUCUUAUGCCAUUUCUACCCGAAAUUCAAAGGAAAACCCGUCAAUUUUGUAUGGAAAAACUUGCGGGGCUUGACGUUAACUUCAUGGAUCCUCUUCAAUCCAUUGAAAGGGCAAGGGCGGCUGGAUGACCUACUUUGGUGCGUUGUUCGAGCCGUUUUGAGGAUGCCUAGGCUCGAGAAAAUGGAAAUAUGGGCCGGCUCUCAGGAAUCCAUCGGUAUCUUUCGCUAUACUCGUUCGCGUACUGAGGUGUGGAUUGAGAUGGAAGAAACAGAGAAUACCCAUAUACUCCCGGAGCGUGUCAUAAAAGCUUGGUAAGUAGUGGCGAAUAAGUAUGCCCAAGGACGCCUUCGUACAACAAACCGCCAUAUAUGGUUCAAUGGUGUAAACACACAUAGGUCAGCUCUACGCUACUUGGAAAGAGCUGAGAAAAUUCUAUCACCUGCGUCUACUACUCAGCUGAUGUAGAAGUGUUUCAUUUGGGGCACGAGGAAUGUUGGUAUGUAGGAUGAGAAAUUGAGAAUUCGCCAUCGAGCUUAUUGGAUGCCGAAUCUAGGUCGUACAGUAAUGUUCAUCUAUUUGAGAAUAACAGAUACCCAUAUCAUUAGCGUUAUAUCGAC
Daldinia decipiens is the source of this 1613-nucleotide messenger RNA. RefSeq lists its product as uncharacterized. The transcript has 2 exons. Lineage: Eukaryota; Fungi; Ascomycota; Sordariomycetes; Xylariales; Hypoxylaceae. The record is from RefSeq and is a predicted model, not a curated record. The coding region runs from base 1 to 1311 and encodes 436 amino acids.